Molecule: messenger RNA, 1337 nt
Organism: Drosophila novamexicana
Lineage: Eukaryota; Metazoa; Arthropoda; Insecta; Diptera; Drosophilidae
Gene: Seipin
Product: seipin
Exons: 3
Coding region: 218-1315 (365 amino acids)
Biological process (GO): lipid storage; lipid droplet organization
Cellular component (GO): endoplasmic reticulum membrane
Source: RefSeq, a predicted model, not a curated record
AGCGCGCAGCUCCCAGUUGAUUGCAAAUUUGUUAACAACUGAUAAUGUCCACUUUUGCCGUUCAAAGUUUGAACUUCAAACCAUGCAAAUCCGGCAAUAGACAUUAUCGCCGAUAAGAACCUCAAUUAUUAAGUAGUAUGUGCUACAUUUACGGUACUUAAUAGCCACAGUUCGAUAACAGACGCAGUCAUAGUUACGCUCGCCAGAUCGCGCCGUCAUGAAUUUCCUGCUGCGUUUCAUCGUUUUCUGCUUUGACCCGCUUGGGUUGGGCCGCCGCUUUAUUGUGCGCCCGGCCGUAAAUCUAACGCUCAAUGUCUACGAUCGAUUUCGCAGCAAAGCCGAUGAGAAAGUGGACACCAUACGGGAGCUGGUGCUGCGCCUGGGACUGAUCGCCUUUGCCGUUGUGCUGAUCAUUUGGCUAGCCGUGUUCUUCUAUGCCGCCUUCUACUAUGUCUACAUGCCGCCGAUAUCGCAUACGCGACCCGUGCACAUGCAGUUCAAAACCUGCCUGGAGACCAGCACACCCUGCACCUUUCCCCAUGCCCAUGUGUCGCUGACUAAGAAACAACAACUGUUGAUGGUGGGUCAAGCGUACAAGGUCAUUGUCAACAUUGAUAUGCCGGAAUCGCCGCAGAACCUGGAGCUGGGCAUGUUUAUGGUCUGUGCUGAGAUGCGCGACUAUGAUUCCAUGCUGCGUGGUCACUCGUGCCGAUCGGCCAUGAUGCGCUAUCGCUCGCCGUUGAUACGAAUGAUAUCCACAUGGGCACUGAGUCCGCUCUAUGUGCUGGGCUGGAAGGAGGAGUUCCAGAAGGUGCCGGUCGAAAUAUUUUCACGUUAUUUGGAGGAGCGUCAGCAUCCCAUAACCGAUGUUUAUGUAGAGAUACAAUCGCAGAAGAUACAAUUCUAUACGGUUACGUUGCACAUUGAGGCGGAUUUUACUGGUCUGCGGUACAUCAUGUUCAACUGGCCCAUUCUUUCGGCCAUCGUGGCCAUUAGCACCAAUCUAUUCUUUAUAUUGGUCGUCUUUCUGCUUAGCUGGUACCACUGGUCCGAUGCCACCUGGCUGCACAAUUUGCAAAUCAGAUACGCACGGCUCACGAACCAGCUGCAAAAGAAAGCCAGCAGUGUGAUCCUCUCCAGCUCGAGCAGUUUACGCGACGAGGACGAGCUGAGUUUCCUGGAUGAGAAGUACGAAAUUGCUGAGGUUGGGGCGAACAUUGAAGAUCUACAGCUAGAUAAGGCUAGCGAUAAGACACCGGAGAGCCUAGAGGCCCAGACGCCGCGUCAACGCAAAGUUAAGGAGCAGGCCCAAUGAGCUAUCCAAGCUAUCCAAGCAU